Gryllus bimaculatus (two-spotted cricket) is the source of this 342-nucleotide messenger RNA. The record is from the annotation of a GenBank genome assembly. Lineage: Eukaryota; Metazoa; Arthropoda; Insecta; Orthoptera; Gryllidae.
AUGGAGGCGUAUAUGCCAAAAAAUAACCCGGUAAGCGUUAAGGAAGCUUGGUCUAAAACCCGGGCUAACAUCGAAGCGUUAAGAUACAGAUGGCAAGAUUCCCUAGAAGAGAAGACAGAGUUCCAAAAGGCUAUGCAAUCCCUACUAAAAUGGGAAGAGAUCACUAGCAUAAACAAAAGACAGUAUCCACCACGGGCUCAAAGGAAAAAGAGAGAGGCACCCAUCCCACCAGAAAAACACGUUAGAAGAGGGAAGAAAGGAAAACAGAAGGCUGUGGCAGAGUCAACAGACGCCACAGAACAGCAGGAAGUGGGGGGGUGGAGGGAGAUGAAGGAUGGCUGA